Lontra canadensis (Northern American river otter) is the source of this 5123-nucleotide messenger RNA. It is a transcript of the gene FHIP1A, whose product is annotated as family with sequence similarity 160 member A1. The coding region runs from base 687 to 3818 and encodes 1043 amino acids. Lineage: Eukaryota; Metazoa; Chordata; Mammalia; Carnivora; Mustelidae. The transcript has 14 exons. The record is from RefSeq and is a predicted model, not a curated record.
UGGUGCCGACUCCCCGAGCGGCGCGGCUCUGCCACCCGCUGACGCACGGUCGAAAAGUUGCGCUCCAACCUUCUCCCUCCUCCUACUUUCUUCCUGGGGCCUGGCUGUUUGUGGAGUUGGAGCCGGGCGGGGAGGAGCCGGCUCCCCACACCACCCGGUGCCCGGCGCGGGUGGCGGCUCGGGGGCCCGUGUCCCCAGGACGGCGGCACAAACUUUCCCGGCUGUUUGGGGAUACUUGUCCGGAGAGUCCCGCACUUGGAGGGAGGAGGAGCCGGGUCCGCGGACAGAUCUUGGAAGCCUUCUUCUGGGAGUUUCCAGCAGUGCCAAGUGUUGGAGAAAUCUUUUCUGUCGCUCUGAUACAGUGGAGAGAGCAAAUACAGCUCAGCAGUAGGCUCCUGAAGAGAGCAAUCACAGUGGUUCCCUGGACCUUCGGUUCUCUCUCUUCUCUCUGGAAACCACGCUGCCCACCUCCUGCGGAGUGUUCUGUCUGGUUGACGACUUGCUGGGUGUUCUCAGGCUUCUCCCCUGGCUGAGCUGUGUGCAUCAUUACAGCAAUUAGGUUUCAGAAGAUGACAGUGAAAUGUGAAGAAGUUACGUUUCUUAUGUGAUACUUGAAAGUUAGUGACUGCUUGCCAAGUUUUCCUGAAAGUUAAAUAUGACUUAGAAGCACUGAUUUAUGAAGGCUUAUGAUGUCAUCAGUUACGACGGAAAACAAACUCCAGCAGGCCGUGAGCCUGCAGGGAGUAGACCCAGAAACAUGCAUGAUUGUAUUUAAAAACCACUGGGCACAGGUUGUGAAGAUCUUAGAGAAGCAUGACCCGUUGAAGAACACCCAGGCAAAAUACGGGUCCAUCCCUCCAGAUGAGGCCAGUGCUGUACAGAAUUAUGUAGAACACAUGCUCUUCUUGCUGAUCGAAGAGCAAGCCAAGGAUGCUGCGAUGGGGCCAAUUCUGGAAUUUGUGGUCUCAGAGAACAUCAUGGAGAAGCUCUUCCUUUGGAGCCUGCGGAGGGAAUUUACUGAUGAGACUAAAAUCGAGCAGCUCAAGAUGUAUGAGAUGUUGGUCACCCAGUCCCACCAGCCUCUGCUGCACCACAAGCCCAUCCUGAAGCCCCUGAUGAUGUUGCUGAGCUCUUGUUCGGGAACAACCACCCCCGCCGUGGAGGGGAAGCUGGUUGUCCUGCUCAAUCAGCUUUGUUCCAUCCUUGCCAAAGAUCCCUCUAUCCUGGAACUCUUCUUCCACACUAGUGAGGACCAAGGGGCCGCCAACUUCCUCAUCUUCUCCCUUCUGAUUCCCUUCAUUCACCGAGAGGGGACAGUAGGUCAGCAGGCCCGGGAUGCUUUGCUGUUCAUCAUGUCCCUGUCUGCCGAGAACAGCAUGGUGGCCCAUCACAUUGUGGAGAACACCUACUUUUGUCCAGUACUUGCAACCGGGCUCAGUGGUCUCUACUCUUCCCUGCCUACCAAGCUGGAAGAGAAGGGUGAGGAGUGGCACUGCCUUCUGAAAGACGACUGGCUCCUGCUCCCUCCUCUCGUCCAGUUCAUGAACUCCCUGGAGUUCUGCAACGCCGUCAUCCAGGUGGCUCACCCCUUGAUUCGCAAUCAGCUUGUCAAUUAUAUUUACAAUGGAUUCUUGGUACCGGUCUUGGCUCCUGCGCUCCACAAGGUGACUGUGGAGGAGGUCAUGACCACAACUGCAUAUCUGGACCUUUUCCUGCGUAGUAUCUCCGAGCCAGCACUACUCGAGAUCUUCCUCCGUUUUAUCCUCUUGCACCAGCACGAGAAUGUCCACAUCCUAGAUACCCUCACGAGCCGAAUCAACACCCCAUUUCGGCUCUGUGUGGUGUCCCUGGCAUUAUUUAGAACUCUUAUCGGUUUACAUUGCGAAGAUGUGAUGUUACAACUAGUUCUAAGGUACCUGAUCCCUUGCAACCACAUGAUGCUGAGCCAGAGGUGGGCCGUGAAGGAGAGAGACUGCUACUCUGUGUCUGCGGCCAAGCUGCUCGCCCUGACCCCUGUCUGCUGCUCCAGCGGGAUCACCCUGACGCUUGGCAACCAGGAGAGGGAUUAUAUUCUCUGGUCGAAGUGGACGCACGAUAGUGCAGGGACCGCCGAGCAGCCACCGGCUGAGGCAUUCUCUCCGUCGGCCUGCAUCGUGGAGUACGGCAAAGCCCUGGACGUCAGCUACCUGCAGUACCUAUGGGAAGCCCACGCCAACAUCCUCUGCUGCAUGAGGGACUGCCGAGCCUGGUCCGCCCUGUAUGACGGAGACUCUCCCGACCCUGAGACCUUUUGCCAGGGUCUGACAGAGGACAGUGCUCUCACCCCUACCUAUCCCGUGUUCCGGCUCCCGCAGCAGCUCCCCAGGAAGACCGGCCCCGCGCUGGCUCCAAGAAAGGACAAGAGCCAGACAGAACUGGAGUGGGAUGAUAGCUACGACACGGGCAUCUCCUCGGGAGCAGACGUGGGUUCUCCUGGGCCUUUCGAUGAUCUGGAGAAUUCAGGCCCGCCGGCACCUGUCGAUCCCCCCAAACACAUCCAGGAGAUGAAGAAGAACGCCAUCCUGCUCUUCAAAGGGUCCUACAUCGAGGAGUCUGACUUUCAGGAUGAUGUGAUGGUGUACAGGCUGUGUGCCGAGAAGGAUGCUGAGGAAACGAGGGAUUCCCAAGAGGGGAGCGCAAGGCCCUCCAGCCCAGCCCAGACUGACGAUCGGGCCCCCACCCUGAGCAACGGCCCCCUGCCCUGUGCUCAGUCAGAAACAGACUCAGAGGAGGAACAGAAUAGGGACAGUUCAGACCCGUUUCAAAAUGUAUCCGAGGAAACGAAACAAGAAGACGAGCCUGAGACAGCCCUAGAAUUGAACUCCGAGUCAGCGCCUCCCCUCUCCGAGACGGAACACAAUUCAGACCCGAUGGAGGUGAACCCGGGGGCUGACGAUUUCAUUGCCCAGUAUGACCAAAUCAUUAAGGAACUGGAUUCUGGCACUGAGGGCUCGAUAGAACAGAAGUUCCCCUCCCCUGAUCUCUUGAAUCUCUCCAAAGAGCAAAAGGGGAAGGAAGAAGAGAGGGAAGGAGAAAAGGAGGAAGCAGAAGAGGGGAAGAAGGCCCUGGAAGAGGAAGAGGACGACUUUGAUUCUUUUAUAGCAGAAACCCCCACCACGGAUACCGUGCCAUCCCCAUUUGGGGCGAGAGAUGAGCCUGCCUUUGCCAGUCACCGUCCUGUGAGGACUCAGAGCACCCCAUUCACAGGCCCCUUCAUCAGCGUGGUCCUGUCGAAGCUGGAGAACAUGCUGGAGAACUCUCUCCAUGUUAAUUUGCUGCUCAUCGGGAUCAUCACGCAGCUGGCCAGCUACCCCCAGCCGCUCCUGCGCUCCUUUCUGCUCAACACCAACAUGGUCUUCCAGCCGAGCGUGCGUUCUCUCUACCAGGUCCUCGCAUCGGUGAAAAACAAGAUCGAGCAGUUUGCUUCUGUGGAGAGAGACUUCCCAGGGCUCCUCAUACAAGCCCAGCAGUACCUGCUCUUCCGAGUGGACAUGUCUGACUUGACCCCCGAGUCGCUAACCAAAGAUCCCAUUCAGGAUGCUUCCAGGACAGGAAUCGGCAAGAACCUUUUGGAUGGUCCCCCAAGAGUGCUUCAGCCCUUCCUGACAAACAGAGCCAAGGUGGCUGGGGUGCCCCCAAGCCUGCCCCUGCCAGUGAGGAACACCAUGCUGGCCGCUGCCCUCUUCCCUGAGUUCCUCAAGGAACUAGCUGCCUUGGCCCAGGAACACUCCAUUCUGUGCUACAAGAUCCUGGGUGACUUUGAGGACUCCUGUUGUUAGCUUUUUUUUUAAAUAGAGGUUCUUGUUUUUUAAGGUUUUAGUGUCUUGACUGAAUGUUAAAUGCAAAGCUGCUUACAGAAAUUUCUACUUUGAUAUUUCCUGACAAUACUUGAUUUGUGGGGAGGGUGAUUUUCUGUCUACCUCCUCUCUCUCUAGCCGGGUCUUUCCACCUUCUGUAGAAUGUCAGUCUCAUCAGCUGGUGGCUCCUUUGGCAGGUUUUCUUUCUUCCCCUUCAAAAUUUUCAGUUGUUAUCCUCCCAUCCCGGUGAGUCACUCCUUUUGCAGCUCAGAUCACACUAAGCAAAAACUGGGGAUUGGUAGCUUCUGGAAGUACCCCAUGUCAGAAGGCUAAUAAGCUCUUCAACAGCAGGGAAGACGGUCCAUCUCCGUUGCCUUCUGUAUCUGGGCUCCAUUUUAUAAAAGGGAAGAAUAAAGAUGGAGCCCCUCUUGCCUCCAUCACACAAACACAUAGCUUCCGUCCCUUUGCAUUUUCCUUCCAAGGUUUGCACUCUGCCCAACACGUUGCCUUAUGGUGCGGGCAAACCCACUGGUCUCAGCUCUCUGCUGGGAAGUCAGAUGGAGUUGCAGAGAAUUUGGAAUGCGGGGAGACUUUCUUAUUGCUUGAGAGCUUUGUUUAAUCCGUGUAUCACUACCUAAACACUGGAAACAGCCUUAUUUUAGUAAGAUUUGCACAAAAUGAAAUAUACUUAUGCAAACUGUUACAUUGGUUUUUAGAAGUCUAAUCUGAUGAAGAAAGCAGGGUAUCAUAUACGUUUCAUUAUUUUUUAAGUGUUUUCUGAAAGGAAAACAGAUGGACUGGUGAAGCUGUUUCACAGGGGGCUUUUUGGUGGGGGGGCGGUCAGCGGGAGUAUGAAGUGGGGGGAAAAGGAUAAAGGUAAACAGAUGCAACUUGUAAAAACACUGGCAAUUAUUUUAGAUUCUGUUCACGUCCUCUCCCGUGUUGCACUUUGCAGAGAAACAGGAACCGGACGGCCACUCUGGGACCUGGGAUGUGAGUGUGGACAGGUCACAGGGAACCCUGCAAAGCCCAGUGCCUGCUGGUGACUCACUGCAUGUGGCAGUGCUGCCUUCUGAGUAAUGGGGUUCAUUAGAAGGUCCCAACAUGAUGCAUUAGCGCCUCUGUGCUGCUUGGCUGCCUGCUCCAAGAGGUGCAAUUAUGCUUAGCACCGGUCUCCUUAAGCCACCAAAAUAACCGUGCGUUAAAGAUGAGACCAUGAACAGCUGAUGUCUGUGGAUAUUCAGCCCCUCCCCCCAACUUUGGGCAGGUGAGAAGCACAAAACAAGG